AUGACUCUCAAUUAUCACGCACAUGGAAAAGAGAUUGAAGAAUCAUAUUGUCGUGUUAGUGAUAAUUCAGAUGGUGAUAAAUGGGUGAUUUAUGACUACGAAGGCAACUCCAAUACGAUACGAGUGAAAGAGGAAGGAACUGGUGGUCUCGAAGAGUUCGCCGACAGUUUCAGCUCAGGAAAGCUGCAAUUCGGUGUGAUUUCCGUAAGACUCAGCAGUGAUGUUUUCCCGAAAAUUGUUUUAGUUCAUUGGCAAGGUGAAGGCGUUCCCACUCUCCGUCUGGCUUCUACGACGUCGCACGCUGAAGAGUUCCGUCGAUUUUUGAAAACUGUUCAUAUUGUGCUUCACGCACGCUCGGAAAUCGAUGUGGAGCCAGAAGCGAUUAGAAAAGAGGUCAGGAAACUCCCAGCUGCCAAUGCGAGUUCGAACGCAGAGGUGACAUACAGUCUGCCUGAGAAAGUUAACUCUGUUUAUCAACCUACAAAUGCUCAAUCAGAAUUGAGUGCAACGGCUCGUGAGAACUUUUGGAGCUCGAUGAAUCAAGAAGAGAAGAAACGGCAAGCAGAAGAGAAGGCAUCUCACGCAGAGCAGCUGAAACGCUACGAAGCCGAUAGAGAGCGAACAGCUGCUGAAAUUCAGAACAAAGCGGAUAAUUAUCAGCCUGAGAAGGUGAAUUCGGUUUAUAAACCGACGAAACCUCAUGUCGAAAUGAGGUCCGUAAAUCGUGAUGAAUUCUGGAGUAAAAUGAACGAAGAGGAGAAGAAACGUCAGGAAGACGAAAUGCUUGCUCGUGAAGAGGCGCAGAAGCAGUAUGAAGCUGACAGACAACGCAUGGCUUCUGAAAUGCACUCAAAGGCGGAAAGCUAUCAACCCGAAAAAGUCACUUCCGUAUAUAAACCAACAAAACCGCAUGUGGAAAUCAGUUCAUCUGCGCGCGAAGAGUUCUGGAAUAAGAUGAAUGAAGAGGAGAAAAAACGACAAGCGGAAGAAAAAGAAGCAUACGAUUUGAAGCAAAAAGAGUUUGAAUCCGACCGAAAGCGAAUCGCUGAUAAUCUUCAUGAAAAACUUCAAUUAAGCGAAAAACCGGCCGUUUCCACAGCUUCUGCUUCUUCUCACAUUCCGAACUCGACGUCUUCUACAUCAGCAGCCACAUCUUCAGGUCUUGUCGGGAGUCGUAAAGAGAUGUUUAAUUCGAAGCCGUCAGAGCCAAUCCUUCCAAAACCACACGUCAAUGGUGGGGGAGCUGCAAAGAAGUGGCCUCCGGUUGGAACAAAUCAAGACUCGGUUCCACGGGAGCCAGUAAAUCGUGUUGUUGAAGAUACGCACCAACCAGAAGAACCCAUGAGCUAUCAGCCAGAACCAAUGGUGUAUAAGCCAGAAGCAAUGAAACCAGCCACUCACUCCUACGAUGCUUAUGAAGAACCGCCAGCAGAGCCUGCUCCAGUCUAUAAGCCUCCUGCAUUCAUUGCUCCAGUUCCAGUUGUGGCUCCACCACCUCCAGAGCCAACUCCAACGCAUAUCGCGUCUCAAUAUGAUGCGCCGCCUGCAUUUGAACCUGCCACUCCGGCUCCUACACAUUACGCGUCUCAAUAUGAUUCACCACCAGUUCUCAACGAGCCAUUUGAACCAAUUGUUGCUCCAUCCGUAGUCACACCGCCUUCUCAUUAUGCUUCCCAAUACGACGCCCCUCCAGAGCCAGUGGAAUCAUUGCCAGCUCAUAUUGCCUCUCAAUAUGAUAUGCCUCCAGUGAUGCCUGCUGAACCAGUUGUCGUCCCCAAUGUCAUCAAGGCUUCAUCUCAACCUGCUCCUCCAAUCGAUCAAUACGACUUCCCUCCAGUGACUUCUGAACAACAAGCACUAGCUUUAUGGGAUUAUCAAGCAGCUGAUGAUACAGAAAUCUCAUUUGACCCUGAUGAUAUUAUCACUGAUGUCGAUCAAGUCGACAGCGGGUGGUGGAAAGGAAGAGCCCCGAAUGGUCGUGUUGGAUUGUUCCCAGCUAAUUAUGUGAAAUUGAUUUAA
This is a messenger RNA of Caenorhabditis briggsae, 2019 nucleotides long. Gene Ontology annotation, molecular function: actin filament binding. The record is from RefSeq and is a predicted model, not a curated record. Bases 1 to 2019 code for a protein of 672 amino acids. Gene Ontology annotation, biological process: positive regulation of axon extension; postsynaptic actin cytoskeleton organization; regulation of actin filament polymerization. The transcript has 6 exons. Gene Ontology annotation, cellular component: cortical actin cytoskeleton; site of polarized growth; postsynaptic density. Lineage: Eukaryota; Metazoa; Nematoda; Chromadorea; Rhabditida; Rhabditidae.